CCUUUCUGUUUUGUCGGUGUAUGGGAAUGCUGGACAUCAACACGCAGCGAGGGAUUCGGCCGAAAGCUCUCCUCCUCGCUUUCUGAACCCUGCUGCUUUCACCCCCGGUUGGAAGAUACAGAUGUCAGAAGCAGAGACAGACAAGGGAAAAAUCAAACCAGCAGAAAGUUUUGAACAUGACAAGCAAAAUGUUUCUUGGCUGAAGAAAGAACUGGACAGCCCCAUCCUACAGCAGCUUGGAGGUUCAGGUAACCAGCUUACAAAUGAAAAACACACAGAUGAAAAGCCUAUGAAAGGCAUUGUUAUGAGUUCUGUGGCAGAAUUCAGCAUCACAGACACUUCAUCAAAGGGUACCAAAAAUGAGAAGAAGUUGUCAGCUGCGAGCACAUCAUCCAUCGCUUCCCUGGAGAAAUGCAGAGAAUUCACUUACAUCGAGGAUGACGCAUCAGUACAUCAGAGAGACAGUGAUGAUGAAUGUGCAACACUUAUCCUGGCCUGCUUGUUCUGCCAGUUUUGGGACUUUCUUAUAAUGCUGCCUGAUACCUGUGAACAUUGGCUGAUAGAUACCUGUUGUCCAUCCAAUAGAUACUACCAGACCUCCAACGAAGACCAUGCCAACAACGAUUGCAAUUGUGACUGUGACAUUGAUUGCAGCCUUUUUGAGUCCUGCCAUGAGACUGGUGAAUGCCUGGAACUUGCCAUGGAGAUUUCAGAAGUUUGCUACCGCUAAUAGGAAAAUAAGUGACAAAUAUUCCCCAAAACUGCCUGAAAGUGAACUGAGUGCAAAGGAUUUUGUGGGUUGUUUCUGUUUUGG
This is a messenger RNA of Dryobates pubescens (Downy woodpecker), 814 nucleotides long. RefSeq names its product MyoD family inhibitor domain containing 2 (gene MDFIC2). NCBI's taxonomy places the organism in Eukaryota, Metazoa, Chordata, Aves, Piciformes, Picidae. The transcript has 5 exons. The record is from RefSeq and is a predicted model, not a curated record. Bases 122 to 730 code for a protein of 202 amino acids.